Molecule: messenger RNA, 6166 nt
Organism: Myotis lucifugus (little brown bat)
Lineage: Eukaryota; Metazoa; Chordata; Mammalia; Chiroptera; Vespertilionidae
Product: plexin-A2-like
Biological process (GO): regulation of cell migration; regulation of GTPase activity; negative regulation of cell adhesion
Cellular component (GO): semaphorin receptor complex
Molecular function (GO): protein binding; semaphorin receptor activity
Source: RefSeq, a predicted model, not a curated record
AACCAUGUGAGGGCCAACCCAGGACGGCGGCGUGGAUGAGCGCUCAGAGGAUCCGCCUCCUGGUCCUUGCCCCGCUCAGCAUGGAACAGAGGAGGCCCUGGCCACGGGCGGAGGUCGACAGCCGGUCUGUGGUCUUGCUCUCCGUGGUCUGGGUGCUGCUGGCCCCCCCGGCAGCUGGCAUGCCUCAGUUCAGCACCUUCCACUCUGAGAACCGAGACUGGACCUUCAACCACUUGACUGUCCACCGAGGGACGGGGGCAGUGUACGUCGGGGCCAUCAACCGGGUCUACAAGCUGACGGGCAACCUGACCAUCCAGGUGGCUCACAUGACUGGGCCGCGGGAGGACAACAAGUCUUGUUACCCGCCCCUCACCGUGCAGCCCUGCAGCGAGGCGCUCACCCUCACCAACAACGUCAACAAGCUGCUCAUCAUUGACUACCCCGAGAACCGCCUGCUGGCCUGUGGGAGCCUCUACCAGGGGGUCUGCAAGCUGCUGCGGCUGGACGACCUCUUUAUCCUGGCGGAGCCGUUCCACAAGAAGGAGCACUACCUGUCCAGCGUCAACAAGACGGGGACGAUGUACGGGGUGAUCGUGCGCUCCGAGGGGCAGGACGGCAAGCUCUUCAUCGGCACGGCCGUGGACGGAAAGCAGGAUUACUUCCCCACCCUGUCCAGCAGGAAGCUGCCUCGCGACCCCGAGUCCUCCGCCAUGCUGGACUACGAGCUGCACAGUGACUUCGUGUCCUCCCUCAUCAAGAUCCCCUCCGACACCUUGGCCCUGGUCUCCCACUUCGACAUCUUCUACAUCUACGGCUUCGCCAGCGGGGGCUUCGUCUACUUCCUCACGGUGCAGCCCGAGACCCCCGAGGGGGUGGCCAUCAACUCGGCCGGAGACCUGUUCUACACCUCGCGCAUCGUGAGGCUCUGCAAGAAUGACCCCAAGUUCCACUCCUACGUGUCCCUGCCUUUCGGCUGCACGCGGGCUGGGGUGGAGUACCGCCUCCUGCAGGCGGCUUACCUCGCCAAGCCUGGGGCCUCCCUGGCCCAGGCCUUCAACAUCAGCAGCCAGGAUGACGUGCUCUUCGCCAUCUUCUCCAAAGGGCAGAAGCAGUACCACCACCCGCCCGAUGACUCCGCCCUCUGUGCCUUCCCCAUCCCUGCCAUCAACUUGCAGAUCAAGGAGCGCCUGCAGUCCUGCUACCAGGGCGAGGGCCACCUGGAGCUCAACUGGCUGCUGGGGAAGGAAGUCCAGUGCACCAAGGCGCCGGUCCCCAUCGAUGACAACUUCUGUGGAUUAGACAUCAACCAGCCGCUAGGAGGUUCCACGCCGGUGGAGGGCCUGACCCUGUAUACCACCAGCCGGGACCGCAUGACGUCAGUGGCCUCAUAUGUUUACAACGGCUACAGCGUGGUGUUCGUGGGGACUAAGAGCGGCAAGCUGAAGAAGAUUCGAGCUGAUGGUCCCCCCCAUGGCGGGGUUCAGUAUGAGAUGGUGUCUGUGCUCAAAGACGGGAGCCCCAUCCUCCGGGACAUGGCCUUCUCCACCGAUCAGCGCUACCUGUACGUCAUGUCAGAGAGACAGAUCACCAGGGUCCCCGUGGAAUCCUGUGAGCAGUACACGACUUGUGUGGAGUGCCUGAGCUCGGGGGACCCUCACUGUGGCUGGUGUGCCCUGCACAACAUGUGCUCCCGCAGGGACAAGUGCCAACGGGCCUGGGAACCUAAUCGAUUUGCUGCCAGCAUCAGCCAGUGCAUGAGCCUCGAGGUGCGUCCCAGCAGCAUCUCCGUGUCUGAGCACAGCCGGCAGCUCAGCCUGGUUGUGAAUGAUGCUCCAGAUCUGUCUGCGGGUAUCAAAUGUGCCUUCGGAAACCUGACAGAGGUGGAGGGACAGGUGUCCGGGACCCAAGUCAUCUGCAUCUCACCUGGGCCUAAGGAUGUUCCUGUCAUCCCAUUGGAUCAAGAUUGGUUUGGGCUAGAACUGCAGCUGAGAUCCAAGGAGACAGGGAAGAUAUUUGUCAGCACCGAGUUCAAGUUCUACAACUGCAGCGCCCACCAACUGUGCCUGUCUUGUGUCAACAGCGCCUUCCGCUGCCAUUGGUGCAAGUACCGCAACCUCUGCACUCACGACCCCACCACCUGCUCCUUUCAGGAGGGCCGGAUCAAUAUUUCAGAGGACUGUCCCCAGCUGGUGCCCACGGAGGAGAUCUUGAUACCCGUCGGGGAAGUAAAGCCCAUCACCCUUAAGGCUCGAAACCUGCCCCAGCCUCAGUCCGGCCAGCGAGGCUAUGAGUGUGUCCUCAACAUCCAGGGGGCCGUCCACCGGGUCCCCGCCCUGCGCUUCAACAGCUCCAGCGUCCAGUGCCAGAACAGCUCGUACCAGUACGACGGGAUGGACAUCAGCAACCUGGCCGUGGACUUUGCCGUGGUGUGGAAUGGCAAUUUCAUCAUCGACAACCCCCAGGACCUGAAAGUCCACCUCUACAAGUGUGCGGCCCAGCGGGAGAGCUGCGGCCUGUGCCUCAAGGCCGACCGGAAGUUUGAGUGCGGCUGGUGCAGCGGCGAGCGCAGGUGCACCCUCCACCAGCACUGUGCCAGCCCCUCCAGUCCCUGGCUCGACUGGUCCAGCCACAACGUGAAGUGCUCCAACCCGCAGAUCACCGAGAUUUUGACAGUGUCUGGACCACCCGAAGGAGGGACUCGAGUGACCAUCCACGGCGUGAACCUGGGUCUGGACUUCUCUGAGAUCGCCCAUCACGUGCAGGUGGCUGGGGUGCCCUGCACACCCCUGCCCGGGGAGUACAUCAUCGCUGAGCAGAUCGUCUGUGAGAUGGGCCAUGCCCUCGUGGGGACCACGUCUGGGCCCGUGCGCCUGUGCAUUGGCGAGUGCAAACCAGAGUUCAUGACCAAGUCCCAUCAACAGUACACCUUUGUGAACCCUUCCGUGCUGUCCCUCAACCCCGUCCGCGGCCCAGAGUCCGGAGGCACCAUGGUGACCAUCACGGGCCGUUAUCUUGGAGCUGGGAGCAGCGUGGCUGUGUACCUGGGCAACCAGACCUGCGAGUUCUAUGGGCGGUCAAUGAAUGAGAUCGUGUGUGUCUCACCCCCAUCGUCCAAUGGCCAGAGCUGUGUUCCUGUCUUCGUGAGUGUCGACCGAGCCCGUGUGAACAACAGCCUGAAGUUUGAGUACAUAGGGGACCCCCAGGUGCAGAGCAUCGAGCCGGAGUGGAGCAUCGCCAGUGGCCACACACCCCUGACCAUCACAGGCUCCAACCUGGAUGUCAUUCAGGAGCCAAGGAUCCGAGUCAAGUUUAAUGGCAAAGAAUCUGUCAAUGUGUGUAAAGUUGUGAACAACACCACCCUCACCUGCCUGGCACCCUCUCUGACCACGGACUACCGGCCCGGCCUGGACACUGUGGAACGGCCAGACGAGUUUGGCUUUGUCUUUAACAAUGUCCAGUCCUUGCUCAUUUACAAUGACACCAAGUUCAUCUACUACCCCAACCCAACCUUCGAACUACUCAGCCCCACUGGAGUCUUGAAUCAGAAGCCAGGAUCCCCCAUCAUUCUGAAGGGCAAAAACCUCUGCCCUCCUGCCUCUGGGGGCGCCAAACUCAAUUACACGGUGCUGAUUGGAGAGACCCCGUGUGCCGUCACUGUGUCCGAGACACAGCUCCUCUGCGAGCCCCCCAACCUCACGGGGCAGCACAAGGUCAUGGUUCACGUGGGCGGAAUGGUGUUCUCUCCGGGCUCGGUGAGUGUCGUCUCAGACAGCCUGCUGACCCUGCCAGCCAUCGUCAGCAUCGCGGCGGGCGGCAGCCUCCUCCUCAUCAUCGUCAUCAUCGUCCUCAUCGCCUACAAGCGGAAGUCUCGAGAAAACGACCUCACGCUGAAGAGGCUCCAGAUGCAGAUGGACAACCUGGAGUCCCGUGUGGCCCUGGAGUGUAAGGAAGCUUUUGCUGAACUCCAGACAGACAUCAUUGAGCUGACCAGCGACCUGGACCGCUCAGGAAUCCCCUACCUGGACUAUCGUACCUAUGCCAUGCGCGUCCUGUUCCCCGGCAUCGAGGACCAUCCUGUCCUGCGGGAGCUGGAGGUGCAGGGCAACGGGCAGCAGCAUGUGGAGAAGGCGCUGAAGCUCUUCGCCCAGCUCAUCAACAACAAGGUCUUCCUGCUGACCUUCAUCCGCACCCUGGAGCUGCAGCGCAGCUUCUCCAUGCGCGACCGCGGCAACGUGGCCUCGCUCAUCAUGACCGGCCUGCAGGGCCGCCUGGAGUACGCCACCGACGUGCUCAAGCAGCUGCUCUCCGACCUCAUCGACAAGAACCUGGAGAACAAGAACCACCCCAAGCUGCUGCUCCGGAGGACAGAGUCAGUGGCUGAGAAGAUGCUGACCAACUGGUUUGCCUUCCUCCUGCACAAGUUCCUGAAGGAGUGCGCGGCCGAGCCGCUCUUCAUGCUCUACUGCGCCAUCAAGCAGCAGAUGGAGAAGGGCCCCAUCGACGCCAUCACGGGCGAGGCCCGCUACUCCCUGAGCGAGGACAAGCUCAUCCGCCAGCAGAUCGAGUACAAGACCCUGAUCCUGAACUGCGUCAACCCCGACAACGAGAACAGUCCGGAGAUCCCAGUGAAGGUGUUGAACUGUGACACCAUCACGCAGGUCAAGGAGAAGAUCCUCGACGCCAUCUACAAGAACGUGCCCUACUCCCAGCGGCCGAGGGCCGUGGACAUGGACUUGGAGUGGCGUCAAGGCCGGAUCGCCAGGGUCGUGCUGCAAGACGAGGACAUUACCACCAAGAUCGAGGGCGACUGGAAGCGGCUCAACACACUGAUGCAUUACCAGGUGUCCGACAGAUCGGUGGUGGCUCUGGUCCCCAAACAGACCUCCUCCUACAACAUCCCCGCUUCUGCCAGCAUCUCCCGGACGUCCAUCAGCAGAUAUGACUCCUCCUUCAGGUACACAGGCAGCCCCGACAGUCUGCGGUCCCGGGCCCCCAUGAUCACCCCAGACCUGGAGAGCGGGGUCAAGGUGUGGCACCUGGUGAAGAACCACGACCACGGAGACCAGAAGGAGGGUGACCGGGGCAGCAAGAUGGUGUCGGAGAUCUACCUGACCCGGCUGCUGGCCACCAAGGGCACCCUGCAGAAGUUCGUGGACGACCUGUUCGAGACCCUGUUCAGCACUGUGCACCGGGGCAGCGCCCUCCCCCUGGCCAUCAAGUACAUGUUUGACUUCCUGGAUGAGCAGGCGGACAGACACAGCAUCCACGACACAGAUGUGCGGCACACCUGGAAGAGCAACUGCCUCCCUCUGCGCUUCUGGGUGAACGUGAUCAAGAACCCCCAGUUCGUGUUUGACAUCCACAAAGGCAGCAUCACGGACGCCUGCCUCUCCGUGGUGGCCCAGACCUUCAUGGACUCUUGCUCCACGUCUGAGCACCGGCUGGGCAAGGACUCCCCGUCCAACAAGCUGCUGUACGCCAAGGACAUCCCCAGCUACAAGAGCUGGGUGGAGAGAUACUAUGCAGACAUCGCCAAGCUGCCCGCCAUCAGCGACCAGGACAUGAACGCCUACCUCGCCGAGCAGUCCCGCCUGCACGCUGUGGAGUUCCACAUGCUGAGUGCCCUCAAUGAGAUCUACUCCUACGUCAGCAAGUACAGCGAGGAGCUCAUCGGGGCGCUGGAGCAGGACGAGCAGGCCCGGCGCCAGCGGCUGGCCUACAAGGUGGAACAGCUCAUAAAUGCUAUGUCCAUCGAGAGCUGAGAGACGGAGCCUCCCGUUCCUGGGCAGAGGGACCCGUGAACGCUGUGACACUGGGCGUCUCGGAAGAAAGGACAAGUGAAGGGGAUCGGACCCCAGAGCUUGCUGUCCCCCGAGACCCCAUCCCGGGGAGAGGGGAGCCACGCCAGCCAAGUCUCCUCGCAGGCCAGGCGGAUCCUGCAGGGAGAGACCAUGGGCGUCGUCCACCCCAGGGCGCACAGGAGAGGAGCAGGGCCGCGGAGGAGGCGGCUCUUCAAGCCGAGAGGCGCCAGCUGGACACGGUUCCGCCUCUGUGACUGCUGCUUUGCAUGAAAACUCAUUUGAUGUAUAUUGGGGAAAUAAUGAGAACUUUAUUUAAUUUUUUUUAAGAAAAAGGAAAACCAGAAAUAAAACAAAACAAAACACUU